This is a messenger RNA of Cylindrotheca closterium, 1455 nucleotides long. NCBI's taxonomy places the organism in Eukaryota, Bacillariophyta, Bacillariophyceae, Bacillariales, Bacillariaceae. The record is from the annotation of a GenBank genome assembly.
AUGCCGCCACCCCAUCUUCGGUAUUCCUAUGUAUCCAAAUCUAAAUCAAAGACUUCCAGAGUGUCAAUACCAAUCGUAUUGUCCACCUUUCUUGUGGCGUUGUUUGUCUUGAAUCUCUUGCGCAUGCCAUCGGCGUAUGUGGAAGACAACAUUGAACUUCAAUCGACAAAUGAAGAUUAUUCUUCUUCGUCUUCAAGAGAAGAAGCUAAAGAGACUGUUGCUAUGGCGACUUCCCUUACAAUCAAACCUGCCGCAGCUGCGGAAGAAGAUGAUGCAGAUGAUGCAGAUGAUACAGAUGAGGAUGGCAGUAGCAGUGUCUCUUCGCCCACAGUGACGGAGGAAGCACCAACAUUGAAACCAUUUGAAAUUUUGUGCACCACCGAACGAAGAAUUGCCACUGGUGGAGCUUACUUGAUUCGGUGUCGUGAUUUCAAACGCAUGGUGGAUCAUUGUACCAAUGACGUCAACAUUGCCUUGUACACACACAAUGAAUUGGUCCCCAAGGCCAAUAUGACAUACAAUGCUUCGGAAGCCGAAAUCUUUACCAAACAGUUUGAUGCCACUGUAACUAUCAAAUUCAUCAUCAAACCAAAUCCAAGAUUUGGUCGCUUGUUUUUGGAUGUGGUAGACCGCUACAAACUAAAGGCGGACGAUCUUGUGGAAGGCAUGGAAGUCAUCGUGCAGAAUGAGUAUCACGGGAGCGAUGUCUAUUCCAACAAAAAGUAUCACGUCGUGGAACAUUGGUACAAUAGUUUUCCAGAAGACAUGCUGGCCAGUAAGGACAUUCCUGGUAGUUUCAAACUACCCGAGAUCACACCCCUCGAAAAGAUGCGCAUGAUUAUUGUUUGGACCAAUCGGAUACAGCCCUGUCCCGAACUGACCUGGGAUCAUCCCGAUAUCACCAUGGGCUGCAUCCAUCGCAAAUUUCGAAUUGAAACUUGGUACAACAUGGAAUUGCCAGCCUUUAAUGCUUCUUCGCCUUUGACCUAUAAUGAGACGGAAAUCCAGCGACUCGAAGCCUUGUUGAAAGAUCCCGAUCAAGGGACGGGACGAAUCUACUACGAAAUCUUUUGGCUCUUUGAUGUGCUGGUGGUCCCGGCCAAAUUGGAAUCGGAAGAAAAGACCCGAUAUGGUAAUGUCCAACGAGCCAUUAGUCAAAUGAGAAGUGGGGUUCCAGUCUUGUUGGAAGUUUAUGGAGAUGUUCUAGAAGAUUUCAUGAUGCGCUACAAUUAUACCUGUGCCUAUGUCCGCCCGGAAGUGACCUUCAAAAUGCAGUUGCCCAAUAGAACCAAUUGGUGGACCUUGGACGAAGCUACCGUGGCCAUGAAGGAUCCGAAAUUGCGAAAGCAAUGUCAAACGGAAGGAUUGACCAUUGCCAAGGAUUAUUCACCCGCUCGACUGGUCGAACGGGAAUUGCGAAUAUUAGGAUACAAGGGCAAAUUUCAUUGCAAUUGA